AUGGCAACAAACCCUAAUCUACGUCCUUGCGACGGCAGAUUCGAACAACUUCCAAAGGAGUUAGUGAUGGACAUUCUCUCAAGGGUCUCCGUCAAGGCCCUCUUCAGCUGCAGGUGCGUUUGCAAAUAUUGGCUUUAUAGUAUUUCUGACCCUGAAUUUCCACAUCUACACCGUUUAACAUCACCCAUUGGCAUAUUGAGCAAGAACGAACCCAGGGGGCCACGGUACCACGUGGAGGAUUCAACGAAACUUCAGUUCACCCAGCUACAAGAGUCGGCCUGCGGUUCCGAUUUCCAGGUCCAGAGAAUGCAGUUUACUACCAAAAAUAAUCUACCUAUUGACAAGUUUCAUUUGAUAAACUCGUACAAUGGGUUACUUUGUUUGUCUCGAAUAAUGGACAGAGAUGACACCUUCUAUGUGUGCAAUCCAAUCUUGGGUGAGUACAUCACGCUUCCCCCGACCAAUUGGCAUUCUCAUAAUUGGUGGAGAACAUUUUCAGGGAUUGGUUAUAGCGCCACGACUAAUGAAUACAAAGUUUUGCGAACCUCUCGUACAAAAAAUCAGAACUUAGUGUCAGAGAUAUACACCAUCGGUACAGGAGCAUGGAGAAGCAUUGGAUUGGCUCCUGCUCUUGAACAAAACAUUCAUGUUAAUUCGCAAGGCGAUUGUUUUCUGCAUGGAGCUCUUCAUUGGAUUUCCAAUAGUGCAGAAUCACCUGUUUAUUCCUUUAACUUUGAAAUAGAACAAUUUCGACCAAUACCCCUCCCAAGAGUAAGAGUUAAGUCAUCAUCAGUAUACGAUUUGAAGUUGGGAGUGAUAGGAGGUUGUCUUCUUUUUUGUACGCCCCAUUAUCAUAUUUGCAAAGUUGACAUGUGGAUUAUGAAGGAUUAUGGUGUCCAGGAGUCUUGGACUAAAAUUGUUCUAGUCACAAACACUGCCAGGGUAUUAUGGGGCCUUAGAUACUGUUGCAAUGUUUUUAGAGACUAUCGCGGUGUUCUUGUGUCUCCGAAAAAUGGGGACGUCUUUAUGUACAAUGGCGGUGUAGUUUGUUAUAACCAAGAAACAAAGAGUUUCAGGGAAAUUGAAAUUACUCUGACUGACGAGAGGACACGUGAUGCAAUUUCUUACAGUCCAUCCUUUGUUUCACUCUACAACCUAGGAGAGGAGGUGAAGUGGUACUAAAACUAUACUUCCUGUCUCCUGACAUAUUUAUGCCUAAAUUUAGUCACGUCUCUCUGCUGCAACUUUUGUUUUUGUAUGCUUACCAUGUGAUAUGCAGGGUUCGAGGCAUUAAGAAACCCAAAACAAAGCUGUUUGCUGACGGGAGAUACCAUGGUGCUUGUUCUAGGGUGCCACUCUUCAAGUCCUUAAAGUCCUCCGUUAGUUUUCAUAGUUCAUAUAUCUAUUCAUUUAGUCUUUCUUUGAAUUUGUCCGAUGGUUGUUGAUUAUCUCUCCUUUUGUUGAACAAUUAACGUUCUUUCUUUUCAGCUGGAUUUCACUCUGAGGACAUGUACUGCAUGCACUACCUGCGGCGGGAACUUGGGUUAUGUUUUCAGAGGUACGGGAUUCCCGAUGUGUCAAGAAUGCUUCGACGCAAGUUCCUGCUGAGAAUUUUGCAAUUACUUUUGCAUAGAAAGG
Messenger RNA from Pyrus x bretschneideri (Chinese white pear), 1638 nucleotides. Its product is annotated as F-box protein At3g07870-like. The record is from RefSeq and is a predicted model, not a curated record. The transcript has a single exon. Lineage: Eukaryota; Viridiplantae; Streptophyta; Magnoliopsida; Rosales; Rosaceae. Gene Ontology annotation, molecular function: protein binding. The coding region runs from base 1 to 1182 and encodes 393 amino acids.